GCCACAUUUCUGCCUCGCACAGCCUGAUGAGUCUUGACCAAGACUUUCUCAUUAUACCCUCAUAUGUCUCCGUUCGAUCUGAAGGUCAGUUUUGCUUCAAUUUGUCUUGCAUUGAAUGCUCCUGGAAACAGUGCUUCUGCCAUCAUUUUGGUCGGACUCCCUGGAUUCGCGAGGCCUAAGACAAUAUGCCGGACGCAUCAACUAAUAUCACCAACCCGAGAACCAGCUCAGCUGAAAGGAAGCAGGCUGAGGGACCGUCAGCGAAAACAAAAUCUCUUCGUUCCCAGAACACCCCAUCUUCCGUUCCAUGGAUGCAGUGUCUCAGGCUGCUAUUGCGAUCCGUAGGCCUAGGUAUCGCAUUCAUAAUCCACGGAUCCGAACCACGCAAGGCUCUCUUUCACAAAUCGCGACGCGCCGUGCUAGCAGGUUCCGCCGUUCACAUACUGCCGGCGGCGGUAUCAGCGUGUCUAUUGACGUACAAAAUUCGUGGAUAUUUCAUCGGUCGCAAACUGGAGGGCGUCAACAGCCAGGAUAACUUGAAACUCAGAGCUCUCCAGAUUUCGGCAAAGCUGCAGGAGCUCCUUAUCACAGCAAGCCUGGGCUCCAUCAUAUUGAAUGUCAUUCGACGCCAUCUUGUGUUCAAAGACGGAGUGCCGCUUGGUCUUCUGGGGUCCGAUAAGGCUUUUGCGCAGGUCAGACCUUGCCUCAGCUUCUUCUGGUCCGUCGAAUUCUGGGGCGGCGUCCGGUCUUUUCGUAAUCAGAAGUGGGGACAGAACAUAUUCCUGGUCGGCUUGCUUGUCGUGAGCGGUGGCCUGACGCUACUUGCGGGUCCAGCGACCGCUGUUCUCAUGAUACCAAGGGUGAUGAACUUGCCAACUGGGGGCAGUAUUUUCUGGCUUAACGGUGAGGUUCUUUCCUGAUCUGUUUGCCGA
Colletotrichum destructivum is the source of this 932-nucleotide messenger RNA. RefSeq lists its product as uncharacterized. The record is from RefSeq and is a predicted model, not a curated record. NCBI's taxonomy places the organism in Eukaryota, Fungi, Ascomycota, Sordariomycetes, Glomerellales, Glomerellaceae. The coding region runs from base 186 to 920 and encodes 244 amino acids. The transcript is spliced from 3 exons.